AUGUGGAACCCGGCUUCAUGUCUUCCUUUCGUCACUAUCCUUCUCGUUGUAUGGAUACUUAUUUUGUCAUCAUCUCUGCACAUAAUAGAUGAAGGUUUCGUUGGAGUGUAUUAUAGAGGUGGUGCGUUGUUGCAACAAAUCAGCACUCCUGGAUUUCACAUGAUGAUACCAUUAAUAACAACUUUCCGUGCGGUCCAGACAACCUUGCAAACAGAUGAAGUCAAAAACGUGCCUUGUGGUACAAGUGGUGGUGUUGUAAUCUAUUUCGACCGAAUUGAGGUAGUCAACCUUCUCUCAGCCUCCAGUGCCUACGACAUAGUGAAGAACUAUAGUGCCGACUACGACAAAACUUUAAUUUAUAAUAAAGUUCAUCACGAACUUAAUCAGUUCUGCAGCAUCCACACUUUGCAAGAGGUUUAUAUUGAUCUCUUUGACCAAAUUGAUGAGAAUUUGAAGAAGGCUCUCCAGUCUGACCUAAAUACGAUGGCUCCGGGACUCAUCAUUCAGGCGGUACGCGUGACGAAGCCAAAAAUCCCCGAGAAUAUUCGCCGCAACUACGAAUCGAUGGAGGCCGAGAAAACGAAACUCUUGAUUGCUCAGCAGCGGCAAAAGGUCGUGGAAAAAGAGGCUGAAACAGAACGCAAACGGGCUGUAAUCGCCUGUGGGAUGGUUCGACUUCAUCGGAAGGCCUUCAGCCGACCGGUAGACACGUAA
This is a messenger RNA of Dibothriocephalus latus, 714 nucleotides long. The record is from the annotation of a GenBank genome assembly. NCBI's taxonomy places the organism in Eukaryota, Metazoa, Platyhelminthes, Cestoda, Diphyllobothriidea, Diphyllobothriidae.